AUGUCAUCGCCCGACCAGCCUAGAAGACUGAUCUGCUGUAUUGGUACAGGGGGUACCAUAGCUUCUGAACCCACGGCGGGGGGUCUUGCCCCUACUCGCCAAGAUACGUUCUUCCGACGAAUUCGAUCCCAUCCCUCUCUCACCUCACCAAGCCAUUUCGACUCUUCGAGCGUAUCAUUCUCCUCGCCCGUCCUUACACAGCUGGUAGGCAAGAAUAUCCGAUAUCCACGAUUGAUCACGCCCGAAUUGGACGAUAAGGGUACGAAUGUAGAGUAUGAGAUCUUGGAUUUGGACAGGCAUCUGGAUAGUAGUGAAAUGACUCCUAGUGAAUGGAAUACAAUAGCUUCGCUCGUCUAUGAGAAUUGGGAUAAUUACGAUGGUUUCGUAAUCCUCUCUGGUACAGACACUCUAGCAUACACAGCGGCGAUUCUUUCCUUCCUUUUCGUAGACGCAGGUAAACCUAUCAUCGUGACCGGUGCUCAAAUCCCAUUGUCCCGACCAAGAUCAGAUGGGUGGAGUAACAUAUUCGAUUCCUUGUUUGUGACUGGGACUCUGGACUUUGCUGGUGUAGGAAUAGUGUUCAAUCAUCAGCUCUUGAGGGGUACUAGAGCAACCAAAAGCAGUCCCAACUUGUUCUCAGCAUUCACCACCCCCUGCGUACCUCCUUUAAUCAACUUCAACGUGAAGAUCACCUACGAUCAAUCAUAUCCCCUCACUACCCGUUCAGCAAAUCGUCCGCCACCCCUCAUCCCACUCCUUACUUCACCAUCAGUGCUGUCCAUCCACAUCUACCCGGGUAUGACCGGAUCCCUACUGGAAGCUCAGAUUGAGGCUGUCCCAACGUGUAAAGCAGUCAUCAUCUCUGCGUACGGAUCGGGCAAUCUGCCGAUAAACGAACAUUCUGGUGUAUUGCUCAGUCUCAAGAGGAUGGUAGAAAAGGAGAUAUUGGUGGUGGUAAUCAGUCAAUGUGGUAUACCUAAUGUUUAUCCUUUGUAUACCCAGGGAAGGACUUUACUGAGCAUUGGUGUCUUACCAGGCUACGACCUGAUGCACGAGGCUGCCUUCGCCAAAUUGAUAUGGUUAGUCUCAAGAUCUGAAUUGACGUUCAAGCAAAGACAGGAAUUGUUCGAAACGCCUAUAGUGGGAGAAAUGUCAAAGUGA
Molecule: messenger RNA, 1161 nt
Organism: Kwoniella botswanensis
Lineage: Eukaryota; Fungi; Basidiomycota; Tremellomycetes; Tremellales; Cryptococcaceae
Exons: 7
Coding region: 1-1161 (386 amino acids)
Molecular function (GO): asparaginase activity
Source: RefSeq, a predicted model, not a curated record